AUGGGGGACCUAAGCAAGCCCAAUACCAGGAUAAAGGACGUUCAUGAUCUGCCAAACACCGUUAGUCUUGCCGGGAUCGUUUACAUCCUAUACCUCGUCGGGCAGGUUGUGGUUAAUUCUAUGACUCACUUCCACAAGCUGAAAGAUACUCGCAGAGAAGACGGCGAAAUGUACCAUGGAUCCCGAGAGCAUAUGCUACGGUCUGACAUAGCUGAAGUCGCCGAUAUGCGGUCAUUGAAGAACACGAGAGCGAAAUGGCUGGAUGCGAGCAAGGUCAUUACGGCUAUCGGUCGAACCUUUGGACGUGAAUCGGGGUCACCCGAUGAGCUAUCCUUUGGAGAUGAUGGCGGGCCGGAUCGAAGGGUGGAAGUGAGUGAUGCAGCAGAGACGGUCAGGCAAGUCCAAUUCCUUCUGCGGUAUGACUCUGUCGUCUCAUUCGAUGCCGACCUUGACGUUGGUGGAGAAGACCAGGAUGAUGGAGCAUUGCCAGGCGGGACCCCCGCAAACUCUGAUGCGACUGAUCAAUCGCGAUUGUACCUAUGCCUGGCCCAAUGA
Molecule: messenger RNA, 555 nt
Organism: Penicillium psychrosexuale
Lineage: Eukaryota; Fungi; Ascomycota; Eurotiomycetes; Eurotiales; Aspergillaceae
Exons: 4
Coding region: 1-555 (184 amino acids)
Source: RefSeq, a predicted model, not a curated record